This is a messenger RNA of Didymodactylos carnosus, 3312 nucleotides long. NCBI's taxonomy places the organism in Eukaryota, Metazoa, Rotifera, Eurotatoria, Philodinida, Philodinidae. The record is from the annotation of a GenBank genome assembly.
AUGAAGCGUACAUUUUCGAAUGACGAAUUUGAUAAAAAUGGUGAUAGUUUAAGUGGUACACAAGUUAAUGAUAUUAGUAAAAAAAGUCGUUCCGAGCCAGUAUUACCAUCUCGUGUUGUUCAUUUGAGAAAUAUUGAAGCAAGUGAAAUUGAAGUUGUACAAUUAGGAUUACCAUUUGGAAGAGUAACAAAUUUUCUUAAUUUACGGAAAAAAUCACAGGCCUUUCUUGAAUUUGAUUCUUGUGAACACGCUAAAACAAUGGUCGAUUAUUUUAACAGCGGUCCAGCUAUGUUAAAUGGUCGUCAAGUAUUUGCUCAAUUUUCCAAUCAUGGUGAAUUACGUACAGAUCCUACAAAUCGUUCAAAUCAACAAGCACAUAUAGCAUUAACACAAGCUACAGAACUCUAUGAGACGGCACAAAAAGGUGGUCCAAAUUGUGUACUAAGAAUCAGUAUUAUUAACAUGUUAUUUCCAGUAUCAAUCGAUGUUUUACAUCAAAUAUUUACAAAAUUUGGAGCUGUUUUGAAAAUUAUUACAUUUACAAAAAAUGAUAAAUUUCAAGCUCUAAUACAAAUGAAAGAUCAUAGUGGUGCACAACAAGCAAAAUUGCAAUUACACGGUCAAAAUAUCUACAAUGGAUGUUGCACAUUACAAAUUGAAUAUUCAAAACUUUAUUCUUUAACUGUUAAAUAUAAUAAUGAUAAAAGUCGAGAUUAUACCAAUCCCACAUUACCAUCGGGUGAUUCGCAACAAACACAAUUACAAUCCAAUACAGAUCAAAUGACAAAUAUGCUAGACUCACGGGGUUUACAUUCAAAUAAUAGUCUAUUAUCAUUAAAUCGUUCUAAUUCCAAUGACGAUUAUCGUUAUAGCAUAUUUGACCAUAGACAAAAUUGUGCAAAUCCAUUAAUAAAUGCUCCACCAUCGUUUAAUCCUAUGCAAUCUCAAUACGGUCUCGGUGCAGCUCAAAUGGUUUCUCAUUUACAACAACAGCAGCAACAAUUACCCUCACAACAAGCAGUUCAGAAUGGUCCAGUUAUACUUGUGUCAAAUUUAAACGAAGACAUGAUCACACCUGAAGCCUUAUUUACUUUAUUCGGUGUCUACGGUGAUGUGCAUCGCGUAAAAAUAUUGUUUAAUAAAAAAGACAGUGCACUUAUACAAUUUGCUACACCACAACAAGCCGCUGUUGCUCAUCAACAUUUGGAUCAUAUAACAAUGUUUGGUAAACAAAUUAAAGUAUCAUUUUCAAAACAUCAAUUUGUACAAAUGCCAAAAGAAGGAGGAUCCGAUAUGGGUUUAACAAAAGAUUUUACAAAUUCACCAUUACAUCGUUUUAAAAAACCAGGUUCAAAAAAUUACAAUAAUAUCUAUCCACCUGGUCCAGUACUUCAUUUAUCGAAUAUACCUACUGAAACAAGUGAAGAAGAAAUUCGUCGAAUAUUUUCACAAUAUGGAACAAUAAAACGUUUUAAAUUUUUUGAAAAAGAUCGAAAAAUGGCACUAAUUGAAAUGGAUUCUAUUGAAGAAGCAAUUGCAGCACUUAUUAAUACCCACAAUUAUCGUUUAGCUGACAGUAUGCAUUUACGUGUAUCAUUUUCCAAAACAAAAUUGUAAGUAAUAUAUGUGUCAACCAAUCAAUCUUAUGUUGUUUGUCAAAUUAUCUGUAUCUGUGUGUGUGUAUGUAUCGUAUUUUUAAACUUUUAAAAAAAACAAAAACAAUUUAUCUCAAAAAUCAACGGAAACAAAAUAUAACCACCGCUCUCUCUGUCUCUCACAUCAACUUGUUCUGAUUUUUUUUUCCCUCUAUUUGUAUGCCGUCUUUUGUUUUUUCCCAAACUUCAUUGGGUUUUUCUAUUCUUCGUGCACAUACACAUAAACUGUGCGAUUUUUUUUUCUUAUUUGGUGUUUUGUGUGCAGAUUGAUUUUUUCUUCUUUUCUGUUUCAUAUUUCUAGCGAUGGUUUUUGCUAUAAAAACCUUUUUCUUUUUUCGUUUUUGUUUUUAUGUUUAUUUGUUUUUUGUAUGAUGUUCUUUAAACGAACAAAAAAAAAAUCAUAACGGUGUACAUUUUGUUAAAAUUUUGAAAAACAAUGGGUAGAUAUCCAUUUCAUGAUCUAACAGAAUGAUAUCAUAAACUAUUAGUAUGACAUGAGCUAUAGUUUUUGAUUGAGUUUUGAUAAUCACUUUUUCUUAGGAAAAAUUGAUAUUCUCAUCUGUCGUUCUCGAUAAUGAUAUACCAUCAAGGGUUAGUAUAAAGAAGGAGAAACUUAUUUCAAAUAUUCAUCAACGAUAUAAAUGUCUUUCUUGCAUUGCAAAUCAAAUUCCUAAUUCAGUAUUUGUUGUACAGAAAUAAAUUAUAUUGUUAGACGGUACACUUAUUUGAUCAAACAUCAUACCAACCUUGUUUUAUUAGAACGGUUUUGAAAGAGAAAACAAAACAUAUCUUUUUUUAUUAAUUUUCUACCUUUUUUCCUGGUCACUCACAAUUCUGUUGUUGAAGUUACUUGAAACCCUUUCUCAUAUUUAGAUUUUCUAAUCAGUUGACAUAUUCUCAACAAUACAAAACUGUGAAUGAUUAUUAUUAUAUCAUAAAUAGAAUUUUGAAGUACUUAUAUGUAUAAUGUUGAUAUUGAUGUUCAAUUUUUGUUAAUGUUAAUAAGAAAAAAAAACUUCUUAACAUGUCAAAUCACUAAUUGAAGAUAAUAAAUGCAAAACUACUAUCCAUCCCAAAAUACAGUGCCGGUGGGCAUUUUUUGAAUAACUUUUGAUAGGAAUGAGAUAGAGACCUGCGAUUUUCGCUGUUCGAUAGCCAAGACUUGAGCAGAACUUUUCACAAGCGGAAGCAACUUUUGAAAGAAUUUCAAAGAUCGGGUUUCCAGAGGAUAUUUGGAAAACCAGCUCCGUUCUCAGAAAACUAAAAUACAAUGUUAGUAAUUUUUUGCAUGCGUAGAUAGUCCGGACGUUACUCUACAAAAUUAUGCAAGUCCCGGCUCUCUAGCUAUCGUCGUUCGGGUAGGGCUCGCUUUCCCCGAGCACGUGUCUAUCUCCGAGCAGACAUCUCUGGGAAUCUCAAAAUGCCAUGGACUACUAUAGGUAAUCGACUACGCUGAGCAUAGUGGCAACAUUUGUUUUUGUGUAGAAAUGAAUAUAACUUCGCCAGAGACAUUGUUGUGAAAAAUCGGUUUUUCGCCUGUUACUAGCAAAAAUUAAAAUCCUUAUAUCGCGAUCAAAUCUCAUGCUGACUCAAGGAAAUUUUCAGGAAAGGCUUAAAAGGUGCCAUAUGUUGUUGACCACGCCGAAAAAGUGGUCCA